AUGCCUCUCCCUGCUCAUCUCGCUGUCCCUGGACGGCGGCGUCCUGCCACCUUUCGAGCCGAUGUCGCACUUCCCCCAUCAACGGACCCCGCCGAGGCCGAGGCCGAGAAGAAGGGCAUUGUGCCUAUCAAGGGCGCCGCCCAUGCGACCCAGUUCACGCCUACCCAGCAGAUUACUAUUAGCACUGGCAUUGGCUUCUUGGAUCACAUGCUGCAUGCGCUGGCCAAGCACGGCGGUUGGAGUUUGGCUGUGCGGGCCAAGGGUGAUUUUCGACGACCACCACACCGCCGAAGACACUUUCCUCGCCCUCGGCACGGCCUUCACAAAAGCCCUCGGCGCCCGCCAAUCCCUCGCCCGCUUCGGCCGCGGCGACGCCCCCUCGACGAAGCCCUCUCCUGGGCUGUCAUCGAUCUCUCCAGCCGUCCCUGGGCCGUGAUCAACCUCGGCUUCAAGCGCGAGAAGAUUGGCGAUUUGAGCACCGAGAUGAUCACCCACGGUCUGCAGAGCUUUGCGCAGGCGGCGGACGUCACGUUGCACGUUGGUUGCACUUAUGGUGAUAAUGAUCAUCACCGGGCGGAGAGUGCGUUCAAGGCGCUUGCUGUUGCUAUUCGGGCGGCGACUGCGCGCAGGGUUGAGGGGGAGGUUGGUGCGGGUGAUAUCGUCAGUACUAAGGGUGUUUUGUAG
Molecule: messenger RNA, 684 nt
Organism: Penicillium cataractarum
Lineage: Eukaryota; Fungi; Ascomycota; Eurotiomycetes; Eurotiales; Aspergillaceae
Gene: his3
Product: imidazoleglycerol-phosphate dehydratase HIS3
Exons: 3
Coding region: 1-684 (227 amino acids)
Biological process (GO): L-histidine biosynthetic process
Molecular function (GO): imidazoleglycerol-phosphate dehydratase activity
Source: RefSeq, a predicted model, not a curated record